AAAGAAGAAACAUGGCGGCUGACGAGGACUCGGAGGAUUAUUUUGUCAGAGAAAUAGAGAAAAAUGACGGGUCUGUUUUGAGAAUGUAUCAGUGCAGUAAAGGAGACGUGGGUUGUGUCGUGUGGGAUGCUGCUAUUGUCCUGUCAAAAUACCUCGAAACGGAACAGUUUUGCAGUAUUGGGUCCGGUGUGAGUAUGUGGUCCUCAAAGAACAUUAUUGAACUGGGUGCAGGAACAGGACUCGUGGGUCUCGUGGCUGCAUCUCUAGGGGCAAAUGUUGAUGAUUUUCUACCUCAUCCUCAUUACAUUCUGAUGGCUGACUGUAUCUACUACGAGCAGUCUGUGGAGCCACUAGUGGAGACUCUGAAACUCUUGGCUGGACCAGAGACGUGUAUCAUCUGCUGCUACGAGCAACGCACUGUUGGUGUCAAUCCUGAGAUAGAGAAGAGGUUCUUUGAGCUGCUACUGCAAGACUUCCAGUCAGAGGAGAUCUCGUCUGAGAAACAAGACCCCGAGUUCAACAGUCCCGACAUUCACAUUCUCCACCUGCGGCGAAGAGUCAGCUGAACGACUUUUGUGCUCCAGUGUUUGAAAUAGCGUGAAGGGGUUGUGUGUUUUUGCAUUUUAGUGGACGCCGUUAUUAUUAUUCUGUUAAACUGCCUAUGCUGGCUAAUGACUAUUUAAUGUAAUGAUUUUCUUUAUAAUGGAAAUUAUAAAGGCCAUAUAAAGAUUUCCUUAAAGGGAUAGUUCACCCAAAAUUGGAAAAUCUGUCGUUAUUUACUCUCCAUUCACUUGUUCAAAACCUGUUUAAGCUCCUUUCUUCUGUUGAACACAAAAGAAGACGUUUUAAAGAAUGCUGAAAACCUGUAACCAUUGGCUUCCAUGGCUUGUGUUUCUCUUACAAUUGAAGUCAAUGGUUACAGGUCUUCAGCUUUCUUCAAAAUAUCUUCUUUUGAGUUCAGAAAAUUAUAAACAAGCAUUUUUUUAUAGAGUAUUUUUUUAAAUAAGCUAUGCCUUUAACAAGUCUUUUCAAGCUCAAAGUUCUGUUAAAUUGUUCGUUAAACAGUCAAAUAUACAGCUCUUUGUGUGUUUGUGAUCAGUAAAUAAAACUAAAUCUAAAA
Molecule: messenger RNA, 1120 nt
Organism: Danio rerio (zebrafish)
Lineage: Eukaryota; Metazoa; Chordata; Actinopteri; Cypriniformes; Danionidae
Gene: vcpkmt
Product: valosin containing protein lysine (K) methyltransferase
Source: RefSeq, marked validated